This is a messenger RNA of Thlaspi arvense, 195 nucleotides long. The record is from the annotation of a GenBank genome assembly. Lineage: Eukaryota; Viridiplantae; Streptophyta; Magnoliopsida; Brassicales; Brassicaceae.
AUGGAGAUGGAAAUAGGUCCUGGAAUACCUAGGAAGUGCCAGUGUGGAGCAUUAACAAUUGUGUUAAAAUCUAAAACAACACAGAAUCCUGGAAGAAAAUUCUAUCAAUGUGGAGCAAUUUCGGGUCCAAAUCACGUUUUCAAGUGGCUGGAUGAAGCACAUCUUGAAGAAUUUGAUGUUUUGGCAAAGAAAUAG